AUGGUGACGGUUACGCCAGGCGUUAGUCUUGCAACAGAUAGGGUCUCCAAAUCAUGUGAUGAACUUCAACCAGGAAUAAUUGAGCUAAAAAUGAGUACCGGAGAAAAGAGAGAGCAUUUGUACAAAAUUCUAGUAAUUGGUGAACUGGGGACAGGAAAGACAAGCAUAAUAAAACGAUAUGUUCACCAGUUUUUCUCACAACACUACCGAGCUACUAUUGGUGUAGAUUUUGCACUUAAGGUUAUAAACUGGGAUGCUGAUACUCUAAUACGAUUGCAGUUAUGGGAUAUAGCAGGCCAGGAGAGGUUUGGAAAUAUGACUAGAGUAUACUACAAAGAGGCAGUGGGAUGUUUUAUAGUAUUUGACGUCACCAGGGCAUCUACAUUUGAAGCUGUACAAAAGUGGAAAAAUGACUUGGACAGUAAGGUUCAGCUACCAGAUGGCAGUCAGAUUCCUUGUGUUUUGUUAGCUAAUAAGUGUGACCAAGCUAAAGAGGGUCUGGUUAACAAUGCCUCACAGAUGGAAGACUAUUGUAAAGAAAAGGGAUUUAUCUCAUGGUUCGAAACCUCAGCUAAGGAAAAUAUCAACAUAGAUGAAGCUGCUAGAUGUUUAGUUACUCAAAUUUUACAGAAUGAUAAAGCUAUGAAUUUUGGUGACACUGAUCAGGAUCAGGAGAGAGUUACUUUAGGGGACGGGGCAACACCUCGGGGUGAAGUGGCUAAAAGUAGAUGCUGCUAA
Molecule: messenger RNA, 738 nt
Organism: Owenia fusiformis
Lineage: Eukaryota; Metazoa; Annelida; Polychaeta; Sabellida; Oweniidae
Source: the annotation of a GenBank genome assembly